Malaya genurostris is the source of this 2018-nucleotide messenger RNA. RefSeq names its product carboxypeptidase N subunit 2-like. The coding region runs from base 65 to 1768 and encodes 567 amino acids. The record is from RefSeq and is a predicted model, not a curated record. Gene Ontology annotation, molecular function: protein binding. The transcript is spliced from 2 exons. Lineage: Eukaryota; Metazoa; Arthropoda; Insecta; Diptera; Culicidae.
UACGAUUCCAGAUUAAUCAGUGUUAAUCGUGAAGUAGUCUGAAGUGGUUGUUCAUGGGAAAGCAAUGAAGCCAUCUUACGCUUGGAUUGUUGCCGUGAUGGCGCUGAUUUGCGCUAGUUCGGUUGAGGCUUAUCUCUGUAUGUGUUCGCCGAACAGUUGCGUAUUGAUUCACCCGAAUACGGAUUUUUUCGAGAAUGCAGAAAGCUUCUGUUCGACCUUCCGCACGGCCGCCCAUGACAUCUCUAUUAUUAAGCUGAUGGACACCAAACUAACGUCCAAAGCAUUCACAAAGUUCCCGAAUAUGACUUCGCUGGAAAUUUUUCAAGGUCAGCUGGCGAAAUUCAACUCCGACACAUUCAACGGUGCGGGAAAACUGACGAAGCUGGUGAUAAGGGGAAACAGUUUAACUAGCCUGGAGGAUUACACCUUCAAGGGAGCCGACAGCAUGAAGGAUCUCAUGAUUUCUGCUAAUCCGCUGAGUACGAUUUCCGAGAACGCAUUCGCCAAUCUGCACCAGUUGGAAAUUUUGAUCUUGGCUCACGGAGAGAUCUCGUCUUUGCCAAGCAAACUUUUCCAGAACAAUCGUAUGCUGAAGGUGAUUUCCUUGAACAGCAACAAGAUAGCGUCGAUCGAUGCGACGGUUUUCAAUGGGUUGGAUGAACUCGCGAAGUUGGAACUGGCGGACAAUCGACUGGCAGCGUUUGAUUUUGAGUUUCUGAAGGCAUCGGUUAUUGUUUUGAACAAUAACAGUUUGGAACAUUUGGUUAUCAACGAGCACUGCAGUACGGUGUAUGCCAACAAUAACAAUAUCCGGACGAUUAGCGUCGAAGGAAAAAAUGUUGUCAAACUAUCGCUCAUCAAUAAUCGUAUCAGUGAUAUCAGUAAUCUAACGAAGUUGGAGAACUUAACCAGUUUAUCUUUGGGAAGUAACACUCUGGAUCCGAAUACUGUGUUCAGCUCGAUGACGUCGUUGGAGGAAUUGAUGUUACAAUCGACUUCGCUCAGUCUGUCUCCGGCCACUUUUGCAAAUCUGGCAAAUUUGAAGAUAUUGGAUUUAUCGUAUAACAACAUGACUGAGGCAGAUUUCAAAAUCUUCGGAUCCCAAAGCUCUCUCCAAAUUCUGAGUUACGUUGGAAAUCAAAUAAAAAAUUUCAACUAUCUGGAGGCCAGAGAGUAUCUGCCUCGUUUGCGGGUGCUGGAGAUUUGUAAAAACGGAUGGAACAGCUCCUACUUCGAGAAUAACGUGGCCAGAAUGAGAAAAUUCCAGAUUAGUCCGGAUAUGCAUGGAUUUGCCACGCACUUCUUGUUCCGUGAUGACUACAUCAACAUGUGCUCUGAGAAACUGUUUCCGGAUUAUAACUACGACGAUUAUCCGGAACCUCCGGCCGAUGCGGACGUAGAAGAUGAGAUCAAACAAUCUUACUCCACGACAACGACUACCAGCACCACUACGGUUGCACCGAUAACUUCGACGCGUCCUGCAUCGUCUUCAUCAUCAUCAUCAGCGACGGAACGAUCAACCGUUGAUCCUAACCAUUCUUUCGAGCGCCAUCACGUUAUCGAGUACAACACAAAUACGGCCGUUCCAGUUAUGAUCGCCGAACCGGAGAAGGCAGCGUCACCACUCUUCGUCACAUUCCAAGUGCUGGUUUACGUUUUAUCCAUAGUCGGGUUAGUAGCGCUGAUUACCGUGGGUUAUCUGUGGAAAAUACGGCAACUGGAUGUGCAAAGAUUGGCAUCGGCGGCCGAUGCCGUGCGAUUGAUUUGAACGGAAACCUGCUCAAUGUCGCUGGGCAAAUGGCGAUUCAGCGGGACUGAUUAAAUGUAGAUUAUGACUCAUCGUUGAGAAUAGCUUCAUCAGAGUUUUUAUGUGUUGUCUGUAAUUGCGAUUCUAGGAAUUGGGGAAAUUUAGUGAUAACUGGGAGUAAACAACGUCAUCAAAAUCGUUAACCAAAUAAUUGAGUGUGUGAAUGUUUCAAUAAAUAUUGGAAUAAUCCGAGUAGAGUUCUGGUACAUAA